AACAGGUUUCCCUUGCUACACAUUAUCAAAGACCGCAGUCCAGCUGUCCUUCGUCAUGGACUUCUCCCAUGAGAAUUCAAACCCUAACCCUAGUUACACCUUCUUUCCUGAAAGCUUCGAUCCGAUGCCCGAGUUUGAGUUAGCGGAUUAUCUUAUGCUCGAUGAUUGCCCCUUCGAGGAAGAUACGUCGUCGCAAAGUAUGGCGUCGUCGGAGAAGGGCAUGGGCGGCGCUAAUGGAUUUAGUGGUGCAACAUCAAGAAAUACUAACAUAAUAUGUAAAAGUGGAGUGAGGAAAAACAAGCUGGAACUGGGGAAUCGAGUUGCAUUCAGAACAAAAUCAGAGCUGGAAGUCAUGGACGAUGGAUAUAAAUGGAGGAAGUACGGGAAAAAGUCGGUGAAGAACAGCCCGAAUCCAAGAAACUAUUAUAAAUGUUCAAGUGGAGGAUGCAAUGUGAAGAAGAGGAUAGAAAGGGACAGAGAUGACACAAGUUAUGUGAUAACCACGUAUGAUGGUAUCCACAAUCAUGACAGCCCAUACAUGGUUUACUAUAAUCAAAUGCCCAUCGUGGCUCCCAAUGCUUGGAACCUGCGAACUUCUCCUCCUUCUUCUUCUUCUACAUGAAAAAAUAAACUUGGAAGCUUCUUCUUCUUCUUCUUCUUCUUGUCAUGUUUCUUUAACAUGGCCAUGUACUUAUAACAUAUAUUUUACAUGAUUUUAUGUGUAUUAUACAUAUAAAAGAUACAUAUAAAAUAUGCUCUUUGAGAGCGAUUAGGCUAA
This is a messenger RNA of Theobroma cacao (cacao), 778 nucleotides long. Its product is annotated as putative WRKY transcription factor 51. Gene Ontology annotation, biological process: regulation of DNA-templated transcription. NCBI's taxonomy places the organism in Eukaryota, Viridiplantae, Streptophyta, Magnoliopsida, Malvales, Malvaceae. Gene Ontology annotation, molecular function: DNA-binding transcription factor activity; sequence-specific DNA binding. The record is from RefSeq and is a predicted model, not a curated record.